Micromonas commoda is the source of this 3951-nucleotide messenger RNA. RefSeq lists its product with no specific name. Lineage: Eukaryota; Viridiplantae; Chlorophyta; Mamiellophyceae; Mamiellales; Mamiellaceae. The coding region runs from base 1 to 3951 and encodes 1316 amino acids. The transcript has a single exon. Gene Ontology annotation, biological process: regulation of chromosome condensation. The record is from RefSeq and is a predicted model, not a curated record.
AUGGGUUUCCUGUCCAAGAUAUACGAGCGCAGGGGUGCCGCGAAGCUGAGACAGGCCCGAGUCGAGCAGUUCGCCGCGUCCAAAGCCGCCGGGACGUCCUCACCGGCGGGCACCACGCCCGCGCAGAGGGCACCCGGCGGAUCGGGGGGCGCGAUCGGGUCCCCCGAGUGGGCAUCCACCGGCGCGUUCAGCUCGCGCGGUAAGACGCUCGGCGGAUCGGGCGGAUCCGCGGCUAAGCCCGGUCCGGAUCCGUACGAAUUCGACCUCGAAGACGAGCCUGUAGCCGCGGCGAACGCGGGCGUGGUCCCGUCCCCAGCUCUGGCGCAGCGACUCUUCGAGUUGCAGCGGCGAGAGUCGUCCUCGCCGGGCGGCGGCGGCUUGCCCCUUCCCCCCGACCGGCUCGACCCAACGCGCGGGUCCGGGUCCCCCGGCGACGCCGACGGAACGAACGACGACCGCGCCGACGAGACCACGGCGCCGAAGGUUUCGAGAAGGGACGAGAAGAAGCGGGUUCCGUCCAGGCCCGCGCCCGGCAAGCGCCGGCGCGUCACCUUCGCCGAGGUGGACGCGUACGACUUACCGGAGGAUGAGAGCGACGGGGACGGGGACGGGGACGGGGAGGAGGACAGCGAUAACGAAUCGGUGGAGAUUCCAUACUCGGACGAGGAGGACGAGGUCGUCGUCGGCGUCGGCGGCGGCGGGGAUGUCGCGUCGUCGCCACCGAGGGCGAUGAUCCCGCCGGACGCUCCCCUCGCGACCACGCCGCCGCCGCCUGAACGCGGCCCGGGCGGGGAAGACGCGGGCCGAACGAAGGCCGGGGAAGACGACGGCGGCGAGCCCGGCGGCGGAACACCGGUCUGGGCCAAGCGAUCGCUUCGCAUGACCACCGCGGAUACCCCGUCGCCGGGCGCCAAGGGACCCGCGGGGAUCCUCAAGUCCGGGCCGGGCACGGUCGGGCACGGCACUCGGGGAGAUGUCCCGACGGAGAUGUCCCUCUCCCCGGCGUCGUCUCCCAUCGUCGUUCCCAGCGGCACAUCUCGCGACGUUCGCAUGAAUCCGCGGGAUCCCCACACGGAAUACGCGGCACCUUCAAACGGCGUGAACCUUCCGGAGAGCGGCGACGACCUCGCGGAUCUCGACGAGGCGCAAUACGCGCUGAGCGGGCUGACGCGCAACGCCCCGGCUGUCGGUAAGUUGACCUCCGCGUCCACCCUGGUGAGACUCGCGUCGGACCCGCGGUCGCGGCGCGUGCUCAGCGCGCAGGGACUGGCGCCGAGGCUCACGCUGGCGGCGCUGCAGCUCGGUCGCGAGGCGCGGGCGACGCACCGCCGCGGCGCCAUCGACCGGGCGGCCGGCGCGGUGCCCAGCAGGCUCGCCAAGCUCGCCUCCGCGUCGUUGCUGUACCUGGCCAACCUCGACGUGCGAGCGUGCGACGCCGCCGCCGCCUUCGCGAGCGACGACGCCGCGCUGGUCCUGGCGACCGUGCUGGAGGUGACGCCGGAGGAGGAGGCGGAGGAACGCGUCAAGGCUGAGGAGGCGUCGAGGCGCGAGAGAACAAACGGCGGAACAAACGGGGAGGCGACGCGGCGCGACGACGCGAAGCACGCGUUGUCGCGAGGCGGGUUCGCGGCGUUGCUCACGCGCGGCUCCGACGACCGGUGCGAGCGGGACAUCUCUCGGGCGCUGACCAGGGGUUUGAAGUUUCUGCCCCACGAGAAGGUGGACGCGUGCACGCUCGGCUUACUCGCCACGCACCGGCAGCUCGUCGUCGCCGAGAAGCUCGCGGCGGAGGCUGCCGCGAGGGCCACGGUUCGGCAGCACCGGAGGGACCAUCGACAGGACAAAACGACGACGCGCGCGAUGCAUCCCGAGGACGAGGACGACGCGGACGUGGACGCCAGCCAGAGGGAGGAGGAUGAGGAGGAGGAGGCCAUGCAAGACGAGGACGACGAGAAAACCGUUCGGGGCUGGGGUACCCUCAAGGAGAGGCUGGCGGCGAGCGGCGCGAUGCUGAACGUCGCGCGGCUCGCGGACGACGCCGCGAGGGAGAUUCACCGGUUGGGCGCGGCGGUGUUCUCUCGGGGCCCGGACGAGGCGGCGGACGAGGACGACGAGUCGAUCGAGGCGGAUGGCGGAGUCGACGUCGAGUCGGAGGAGGAGGACUCGAAGCGAGCCGCGGCGGCGUCGAGGGCGUUUGCGCGACUUUUCCGAUGCUUGCGCGUGAUCGAGUCCGCGACGUUCGGGUCGUCGUCGUGCGCCGAGGCUGUGCUGGACGGGGACCUGUCCCCGGCGCCCCCGUCGGUGCCGGGGUCGGUGGCGCUGGUUCCGAUGAGGAAAAACCCCGGCAUGCUGUCGCCCGCGCCAAAGUCGGCGAGGAAAUCGCGAGGAAACGAGGACGCCGACAUCGCGGACGUGGUGGGCGACGUGCGCGUCGGCGGCAUCGACAUGUCCCCGCCCGCGUCGCCCAGGCCGGACGAUGGGGGAGAUAAGCGCAAGCGCGCGCCGAACGACCCCGCGGCGGACGACGAGGACGAGGAGGCUCUGCUGAAAAAGUUCAAGACGGCGGAGGCGCUCUUGCUCACCCCGUCCCCAGGCGCCAAGCGCGUUCGCGGCGGAUCCGCGAUGGAAACGCAGCCGCGGGGAUCCGCCGUCGAGGCCCCCAUCGACGCCGACGACGACGCGAUGGGCUCGCCGGAUCCCGUGCGGAAAACCUCCGGAACCUGCGGAAAACCGGAGCAGGCGCAGACGCCCACGUUUAACUUUCGCGCAGUCGCCGCGGCUGUGGAAUCGUCCAUCGCGUGGCUGGACGACGGCUCCUCCGACGUGAUCGCCGCCGACGGCCGCGGCGUGGGCGACAAACUGCGGUGGACCGUCAUGCACUCGCUCCUCGCCGCGCUUCCCACCAUCGCGGUCGCGGCGGCGAGCGCGUGCCACGCCACCGAAGCCGGCGCGUCCAUCUGCGGCGUCACGGUGCGACGGCGGGGCGGCCUCGGCGUCGACCCCCGGCUGGCGUCCGGCACGCUGCGACACGCGCUGCACGUGCUCACCAACCUGACGAACGAGAACCCGCGGGGGUGCGCGGUUCUCAGGACCGCGCCGGGUGCCCUGGAGACGGCCGCGGCGCUGGUUCCGUGGUGCGCCGCGCUCGAGGGUCUCAUUCCAAACGCCGGCCCGAGCGAAUCCGCUCGCGUCGCCGCGGCGGCUCGGUCGGGCGCCACCGCCGCCGCCGGGAAAAAAACGCUCGGGAAAACGGCUCUCUCCGCCCGGGGGGAGGACGCCGCGAACGCGAACGCCGCGAGCGUCGACAUGCUCAACGCGGCGAUGUGCGUGCUGGUCAACGCGAGCGAGGUUGACCCGGAGGUUUGCGGCGCGCUUCGAGUGCUCGAAGCUGACGCGGGCGCUCUGGAGGAGCGAAGGGUUUUGAGGAACGUCAGGCUCAAGGGCGGGACGUUCGGCGGCCGAAAGGCACGAGACGACGGGCAGCCGGUUCGUCCCCUCGGUUUGGUCGAGUUGCUCGCGGGGAUCUUCGUUCGGAGCGGCGGCGCCGGGCCGGUGACGGAUACACCCGCGGGGACGGUCAAAGCCGGCGACACGGCUGGCGACAUAAUGAACAAAGUCGACGGGGCCAACCAACAGAGGGUCAAAUCCUCCGAGGAGCACGCGGUGGACGGGGAGGUGACCGCGGAUAUGCUCGCGACGGAGACGGACGACGAACGCGAGGGCGACGGUCUGAUCACCCAGGCGUACUCGGCUCUGCUCACCGCGUUUUUGGUGGAGGGUCAGCCCGCGCUCAGGGCGGAUGUCGUGUACGUGUUGCCCGAGGGCGGACUGAACGCGUUGGCGUCGGUGCUCGAGAGGUUCAAGACGUUCCACGAGAACCUGGAGUCCAUCAGCGAGGCGUCGCACGCUUCGUUGACACGCAUCAUCCGCUGGCUCAAGGGCGGGAGCUGA